Molecule: messenger RNA, 11911 nt
Organism: Crotalus tigris (Tiger rattlesnake)
Lineage: Eukaryota; Metazoa; Chordata; Lepidosauria; Squamata; Viperidae
Gene: UNC13D
Product: unc-13 homolog D
Exons: 35
Coding region: 310-3468 (1052 amino acids)
Source: RefSeq, a predicted model, not a curated record
GUUGCCUGUGUUCCUGCCUCAUAGCAUUUUGCCCAACCCUUUACAGUAAAACAAGUCAAUAAAGAUCUACAGCUGUCAACCUCUUCUGCUUAAGAAGGAAAGGCACCUGAUGCAGAACCAAGAAUGGGAUUAUAUGAUCCUUAGCGAGCUGCCGACCAGUCCUACCAGUCCUGCAGGGAAACGGGCAACGCUUAGUUUAAUGUGUCAGAGAGGCUGUUGCUGCUUGCAGAAAUGCUUGGAUAGAUCCCUGUGAUUUUUUUUAGAAAAAUCUAAGAAAAUUCAGAUCUGCAGACAAUCAACACAAGAGAGAUGGAUCUCUCCCAUAAAUUAUCUAAGAGACAGCUCACCCUGCUGUACGAAGAGGUCCUUUACACCAUUCUCCAUCGUGUGGGCCAAGUGGAACAGAAUCAUGUUACUGAUUCAGAUGAGCUCUAUGAAUAUGUGCAAAAGGCCUUCAGUAUUGAUCCAGAAGAGCAUCAAAUUAUAUUACAGAGGGUCAAAGAGCUAGAGAGGCCAAUUUUUUGUCUUAAAGCCACGGUGAAGCAAGCCAGAAAUAUUCUGGGUAAAGAUGUCAGUGGAUUAAGUGAUCCAUACUGCCUCCUAGGGAUAGAAAGAAAAAAACAGGGCUCUUCAGCCCACGGUUCUCCUCAUCAGGAGAACAAAAGGCGAUCUAAGGGUGUGGUGAAGAACCUGCUGCCAGAGGACCAGACCCAUCGCACACAAGUCAUCCAUCAGACAUUAAAUCCAGUGUGGGAUGAAACCUUCAUUCUGGAGUUUGAAGAUAUAGAAAACGCUGAAUUCCAGCUAGAUAUAUGGGAUUUUGAUGCUGUUGAACCUGUACGGCAGAAACUGGAAGAACUGACUGACCUCCGUGGACUGAAGAGAAUUAUUAAGGACGCUCGUAAAAAUAAAGGACAAGACGAUUUCCUGGGGAAUGUGGUCAUUCGUCUGCAGGACCUGCAUUGUCGGGAGGAUCGCUGGUACAGGCUGGAACCUCGCACUGAUACUUACCCCAACCGAGGGCAUUGCCACCUGCAGUUUCUUUUGGUACAUAAGAAGAGAGCUACUUCAGCCAGCAAGACACAGACAAAUUACACAGUUCAUCGGCAACUUCUUCAGCAGAUUGUUUCAUAUGAGAUUCUUCAGUACCAGGCUGGCAGCACUUCGUGGGAUGGAGAGUUAAGCAAAUAUGCCGGUACUAUCCUGUAUCUACACGCUACUCAAAAAGACAUUUCGGAUUUCCACCAAGACUUGGUGCACUGGUUGGCUUACAGCAAGCUCUAUCAGUUCUUGGAGUUCAACAGCAGCUGCCUGCUCCAUCAGAUUACCAGCAUAGAAUAUCAAUGGAUUCAAGGCCGAUUACGAUCUGAGCAGACAGCUGAAUUGGAAGACUCUUUCCAGUCCUUACUGAACUAUGGGAUUUCUCUUCUUCAAAGGUUCCGGAUCGUCUUCCCACUCUCCUCACCCAAAUCUACACAGAGACUGCAGUCACUGCUUAGGGUUUUGGUUCAAAUGUGUAAAAUGAAAGCCUUCAAAGAACUUUGUACUCCGACUCCUGAUCUUGAAGAAAUGAUAAUAGAGGCACUUAAGGCUGGAACAGCAGAGUGGUUUUACAUGAAGAAGCAACACUUGAAGCCAAUGGUAAAGAAUAUGGAGGAAUGUGGCAAAGCUCUGGUCUGUCUUCUUCUGGAGGUGAAUGCAGAUCUCCAAGAGUGCCACAAAACCUGGAACAAAUAUUUCAUCAGCACCAUGAGACUAGAUCUCUUCUCAAUUGCAUAUCUUAAAAUGCAGGAACUGGUUUCUCGUUAUGUCAAAGAGCAGCUGAGCAAGAUUGACAGCGGCAUGUCCCAAUUAACAGCAGAGAGCCUUUUCCAACUUUAUCUCAGCAUGAAGGAGCUCUAUCGCAUGAAGGAUUUUGUGUGCAGCAGGGAUACCCCUCUUGCAUUGACUGGUUUCCACUUAUGGUUUAAAGAAGCCAUUCCCUUGUGGCUACAGAAGACCUACACAAUAGCUCUAGAAAGGACCCAAAGAGCCAUCCAAGUAGACCAGUUGACACCACUGGGAGACCUGAAUAAACACAGUACAUCCAUUGUUGACCUAUCCACUUGUUAUGCUCAGAUGGUGAAGACCUGGCAACAGCUGGAUUGGCCUGAUCCUGAGGAGGCCUUUAUGAUCAUGGUGAAAUUUGUCGAGGAUACGUGUAAACUUGCUCUGAUGUACUGUCAGAUGAUCAAAGGAAGGGCAGAGGCACUGUCUUCCAAUCAAAAUGACGCAGGACAAGCAGCAAACAGGCUCUGUGUUGUGGUGAACAACAUUGAGCAGCUUCGGAUGAUGAUCCUGAAGUUGCCCAAUCAGCUGAACUGGGCAAGCUUGGAACAGAACGCCGGACCUGUCAUUACCCCCGAGCAGAUCCAGCACACGCUGCACCAUCAGCUUCAGGCUUCUAUUUCCUGCCUCAACAAUGAGAUCCGAAGAGUGGUGCAGACUCUGGGAAUCAAAAUGGAUGCUAGAAUUGCCCAACACAUCCAGGAACUGUCUGUUUGCAGUGACACCGAUAACCCAGAGGAUUGCAUCACACCUUUAAUGAGAUUCUUGAUGUAUGAGCUUCAGUAUCUAAACAUGAACCUUGUCCAGGAAAAUUUUAACAGUCUUCUGGAGCUUCUGUGGAAUCACACCUUGGACUUGCUAAAAGACGCUACAAAACACCAAGUUGGAAAAUUGGACUACUUUAGGAAAUUCCAAUUUGCCCUCCAGAGCUUGGAACUUUGCUUUUACGGAGAAGGCUGUGGACUAUCCAAAGAGGCCCUUCACACACCAGCUUUUAUAGCUCUGGAGAAAGAGUUGGAUCUUUGCUCCUCCACCAGCAGAAAACUUAUUGAAAAGUAUUUCAGUGCUCGAAUCCAGCAGCAGGAAGAGGCCACUCCUGAAAAAUAUGGUGCUGUGACUAUCAAAGCUUUUUACCGUCACUCAGAACAAAAACUGUAUGUUGAAGUACUCAAUGCGGUUAAUCUUCUUCCCAUGGACUCGAAUGGCUUAAGUGACCCCUUCAUCCAACUCACUCUGGAGCCACAUCAUGAGUUCCCUGAGAUUGCAACACGGACAACUGAGUGCAUAAAGAACAAUCUCCACCCUCUGUUUGAUGAAGACUUUGAGUUUUUGGUUCCUCCAGAAAAAUGUCAGCAAGAGGGAGCAUGUCUGCUGCUUACAGUGUUUGACUAUGACACCUUGGGAAAAAAUGACCUGGAAGGAGAAGCUUUCCUCCCACUCUGCAGGGUCUUGGGACUGAAUGAGCCCGAAGAGUCAAUCAACCCAUCCAGAGUACCACAGAUCCGUUUAUCUUUAACUCAUCCGGGAACUGCUGGCAAUGACAUCCUGAAGCUCCUGGGGACCCGGAAAGGAGACAAGGAAGCACAAGCCUUUGUGAAGCUACGCAGACAAAGAGCAAAGUAUUCCAAGGAGCUGGCAUGAUGCAGUCAAGCAAAAUGGGUUAAAGCACAGGUUGAACCAAGGAGUUUGAAAAGUACGAAAAGAAGGGGAACGUCGAAACCUGCUGCAGGCUGUCGUAAGCUGAUCUAUGCCCGUCAUUAUGUGUGCAAUGCAGCUCUGCUGGGAAGAACCAGACUGCUUGAGUAGUGAAGCUUGUGAUGAGCCUCUUGUGGACCUUCUGCAGGAAAUUUUUACUCUGUGCUCCAGAUGGCACAGGAAAGGGGCUCCGGAGGGAAAGAAAAUAAACAUUUUGGAAGAGGAAAAAAAUGGGUGUGUUAUCUAUCCUGUUACAGAGUCUGGGACUGCCUUCUGCUUAAGCAGCUUGAUUAAAAAAAAAAAAACCCUGAAAAACUGCUGGUAACAGUUCCCAGGUCUCUUUAUAUCCAGGGUACCGUUUUCAUAAUUGCAAAGGCAGCUCAGCAAAGUCUGAAAACCCCAUGUGGUUGAAAGCAAUGGAUGAAUGAAUAAUUAUUGUACAAUCCUCACCUCUACCAACAGUGCUGUUCUUGCUAUAGCUGUAAGCUACUUUUCUCUUAGGGGAUCACUGGGGCUGGAGAUGACAUGUGUUACAAAAGCAGAAUUUCAGAGGACGAGGGCAACAAAAUGUCUCGGCUUCCACAGCAUGAAGGAAAAGUCAUGCUGCUGUGAAUUAGUCUCAGGUAAAUAAAUUCAGGGGCAGGAAAGAAGACAAGUAACAAUGUUUCAGAAAUACAUUUCAGUUUUUUCAAAGUUUAUAAUUUUUCUGUGCCAGGACCCGUGUUCCCAUGACGAUAUUACAGCUUCGUGUGCUCUUCCUUCUGAGAGGUCCCAUUUUCAUGUCCCCGGGUCCAAAGUUAAACAAGGUUUCCAUAAAAAAAGAAAAUUACUUAAUAGACUAAGGUUCUCAGCUAUUUUUUUUUCCCCUCUCCCAUCAGAAACAGCAAGACUACAAAAUGAUUAAAUAAAACUAGGGCACACUGUUUCACCGUGUGAGAAAGGAAUCAAGGCCUCAGGAGUAGGGAAGAAGCGGGGGAAGGGGAAGUUCAAAGCCUCAUGAUGGCUGCUUCAAGUAUGUUAAAGCCGUCAUACUUCAAAGAUUUUUCACAGGACUAGAAAACAGCAUUGCAUAUUUGUAGCCUUAGAUCAGUGUUUCUCAACCUUGACAAUGUUAAGGCAUGUGGACUUCAACUCCCAGAAUUCCACAGCCAGCAUUGCUGGCUGUGGAAUUCUGGGAGUUGAAGUCCACAUGCCUUAACAUUGUCAAGGUUGAGAAACACUGCCUUAGAUCCACUUCUCUUUAUCCUCUCCACAAGAGUGUAGAUGUGGCUACUCAGGCCUGGAAUGCAUUUAAGGGUAUUUAAACAUUCCUACCUAUAAUUAGAGCACAUUUUUCACUAAUAAGAUUCAGGCAGGCUAAAAUGUAUUGCUCUAAACCACUUAUCUAGGAAGUCACAGAAAGGCACUGGAGGCAGAUUUGCUUCCAGAAAGACUUGCUGCCUAAAUCGCUACAGAUGCAACCAGAGCAGAUGUUACUAUUUUUCUGGGAAUUGGCAUAGCCUCACAGGCCUCUUCUGAUUCGCAGGCAAGCAGAAGUGUGGAGAGCACAGCUGGGCCUCAGGGUUAGGAGUCAACCCCUUCACUUGCUAAAUCUGCUCCUCAUAAAUAAAUCUGCUUUCACGCUAAAGUCACAGCUGUGUAUUGCAGAUGUGCCUUCCAUAACUCAUAUGCUGUGUGAAAUGCUUAUCUUUAGCUAGUUACCAUCCCGAGUUUACUUGUAAAUAUAACGUGUUCCUGCUACUUAGUAUUUUUCUGCCCUCAGUAAGACAGUAUUUUUGCAUCUUUGCCAACUGGGACAUCCUUACUUAAAAGUUCAAUCAGCGUCAAUAGCUCUAAAACAAAAGUGUUAUACUAGGGGUUUUAUUUUCCAUUUCCUUUUAAAAUACAAGAUAUGUACCCCAUGGGAUCAUUGUUUCAGAGAGAUUUUCUUAUCCAAACGAGAAACAGAUGACCAAGGGUGGGAAAAAAAGCAGUGGGAGCAGCAGCAGCUUCUGAUUUCUGCCAGCUUCCUCACUGAGUCUCUUGAGGAAAUCUGGCAGAGAGCAGAGAGCACCAGAAAUCUUUAAUCCCUUCCCUACCUAGCAGGCAGAUAAUGGCUGUUGCUGGGUGGAGGAGGGACUGAGGGACUGUGAGAUUGGCUGGGAAACUGUCACAGAAUGUUGGAAAUGAACAUCAUAUGACCACAGUAGCAACCAGUACCACUGGAACAGCCAAAACAUCCCCAAAUUUCAUUCCCUUAGAAGUCAUGUGUCCCAGAUUUUGGAUGCAUUCUGUAAGUAAGCCCAUUUGGGGUAUCUUGGUUCAAGAAUUGCCCAAAAUGCACCAUUUUGCCCAGUUAAACAUAUAAUGAAUUUUAGUGGGAUAUAGAUGGAUUCACUGUAUUGCAACCCAUUGCAUUAUCAUCUUUGGUCUGCCUUUCACUGCCGCAGACCUAUUUCCAGGAGACUUCCCAUUACUUACGAUAUGUGUAUAUGAAAAGUUAGGAAUCUCCCUAGCGUCAAUGUGAUUCAACUUAUGCUUAAUAUGAUUUUAUUUCAAUUCAGCUGUCUGUUUACCUUGCAUAGAGAAAUCAAUUUCAGGCUGCUUUGAUUUAAACCACCAUUCUGAAUAAUUUGGUGUCCUCCAAAACAAUGGUGCAUUCCAGAUAAUUUAAGAAUAAAUUAAAUCAUCUGUCCAAUAUAGUACUGUACCUCUUACUGACUGAAAAUGUUAUCAAUAUGUGUAACUGCUAUGUCAUCUUUAAUCAAUUACUGAUUCCUAAGAAGACAGCUUUCUAAUUCAUGAAUGCUUCGUUUAUGCAGGAGUCUUUACAGGAAAAAACUGUCAAAAAUAUUUUGAAAAGCCAAUUGUUUGAUGUCUAAAUGGGGAGAAAAAUUCUAAUGAACAGAAAUUUUCCUCAGUCAAAGAAAUGAUGCUAAUAAUACAGUUCCAUCUAUAGAUUGACCUGCCAUGGAUUUAAUCCUAACUAUCAAGCCGAUCAUUUGUUCUCUCUGCAGCAAUUCCUUUAAAAAAUUAAUGCAACAUUCAGUGCAGGUGAUUUUAGGAAUAAACUAUUUUUGCCAAAACAUCAGCAUUUUCAGCUAAUUUUUGGAAGGGGAAACCAUGGAAGAGAUGGAAAAUUCCCUUCUCCUCUGCUCCCCCCCCCCCCCUCCAAGAAUUUCCCAGAGUUUUGAGAAGACUUGCAAUAAGAACUUUGCUCCUCUAAGAGCUUGGCUAUCUCAUUUUCACAACCACCUUGAACCAAUAAUUUUCCCUUUUUUUUAAAAGGUCAGUUGAAUUUCUUUUCCUCAGCCAUAUAACCUCCAGAUACGUUAGGAUUACAAGUUCCAGAAACACCAGGAAAUGCAAUCAUGCCAGAUUGGUGUAGUGGUUAAGGCAGUAGGCUAAAAACCUGGAGACUAUGAGUUCUAAACCCGCCUUAGGCAUUAAAGUCAACUGGCUGACUUUGGGACAGUACUUGCUGUCAGCCAAACCCGCUUCACCAGAUUGUUGUUGUGGGGAAAAGGAGGAAGGAAUAUUAGGUAUGUUUGCCACCUCAAGUUACUUAUAAAGUAAUAAAGGCAGAAUAAAUAAAAAUUUAAUAAAUGAAUGAAUGUUCCCUAUCAUUUGCAAUAGCACUAAGAAAAGGUUAGGGACCAAAAUGACUGAUAUCCAGCUACUUAAGAAAUGGAGUCAAUACAGUCCUGCUUCUUUCACCUUGAGAAUUUACUUUAAGAAUUGCAAUUGCUCAGUAGAAAAUAAGCAAAGCCAUGGUACUCCGACCUGCUAUAGUCCUAGCUUUGAGAAUGUGAAACUAUUAUAGAAACAACUCAAUAAUUUCAUACUAAUUUUAUAGUGUCUUGUGGUAUUUUUGAUUGGCCCUCUCCUGAGCUAUCCAUCUUACAAACCCUAUUCCAUGAGCUAUAUUUACUAAUGCAGAGUGAAUGUCCCACAGUCCAAUUAGCCACCAGCUAUUCUUAGCCUUGUAUGAAAUGGGACCAUAUUCAUCCAAAGAUAAGCACCUCAAAUUAUAUCAUCACACCAAGGAAGACAAACCGGAGUCACUAUAGACAGAAAUAAAAGACAAUCUGGACAAGUGCAAGUACAAAUAUCAUUAGGGAGUGUAGCUCAAUCCAGAGAAAAUGACUGUACUGCACCUAAUUUUACUGACUCUCAAGUUAUUUAUGACUGAUUUAUUCUGCUAUCAAUAAAUCUCAGUAUGAUUAAAUUUAUGAUUGCUAAAUUUCCGUGAUGGUGCCUUCAGUUUUAAAUCCCCGAUCUUAAAAUUAGCAGCAAUUAUUUAAGUAAGAAUUGUCCAGCUCCUAUGAAGAGACAGAUAUUACAGUGCAGUAAUCUGUUUAUUAAACAGGCCUGCCUUUUGUUUUCUUUUUUUCAAAAGUGAUGGGCAGAUAGAUGGGAUACCAGUUUGGAAUGAAGAAAUGUGAAAAAUUCCUAGCUAAUAUUGUUAGCAGACUUCUCCACUAUUUACAAUUGGAUGUUGGAAAAACUGCUUGAGUAAACUUCCGGAAAGCCAGCAUCUCCACUUACCAUUCUAAGUCCUUCAAGCUAAGUCUUCAACAGCCUGCAAUUGUCUCAUCUUCAGCCAUUACAAAGAUUCACUAGAGUCCACUAGUGAAGGGGAGUGCCAAAAUUGCUGUCCCUGUCCAUAUCUCAUUUUUAUGGCAGGGGAAAAAAGGGGAAAAAAGCCAAAGCCAUUGCUAUUGGACCAACUUCAACCAAAGACCUGACUGAAGGCACAAAGCUGCUACAAUGAAGCCCAAAACCAGCCCACUCCCAAACCUAAAGAACUUCUAAUGUCUCAAAUAGCAAAAUUAAAAUGUGUGAUUUGAGAUUUUAGGCAGUUGGAUGAAAGAAAAUCAGCUUGCCUACAGAAUCAGCUAGUACAGAAUCUGCUGCACUCCGGGAGCAGUACCAAAGUUAUUACUGUGUGAAGAAAAAAAAAGAGGUACUCACUACAAAGCACCAAGAAGGAAGACUUUCUUAGAUCUAGAAUUGUUUUCCCUGUGGACUCUUAGGAAUGGGAAUACUGGCAGUAACGACCUUUUUUUUAGAAUGAGAAUUUAGGAUUUGAGAAAAAGCUCAAGUCUCUUUUAAUUUUGUCUUUAUACCAUAAACAUAUUUUUUUUAGAAAACUUCCUAAAAUCCUAUCAUCUGUAUUAUACAGAAUGGGGAAUGAAUUAUAGAAUACAAUAUUAACUCAUUUUAGUAUACGAAUACAAUAUUAACUCAUUUUACUGUACACUGUCUUCAGAAGUCUCCAAAACUGUAUUAUGGUUUCCAUAGUAUCAAAAACUAAAAAGGCGAUAGGUAGGUUUCUUGGCAUACAACCCACAAAAUACUCUUCAGCCACAAGCUCUGUCAAGCUUUGCCAUCGCUUACUAUCUUUUUACUUCUAUGAAGUUUGAAUAGAAAAAACCGUUCUAGUGAGAUACUUUAUCAGUGAUGUGCAGGGAAUAGUUCCUUACUUCCCUACCUUCUAAACGUGAAGUAAAUAUUCUCUUAAAAUCCAAGGGACAUUACAUGUACAUUCUAAUACAGACAAACAUGUGCACAAACAAAAUGGCUACCUUUUUUUUUCUUAGCAAAAAAAUAAAAAAAUUUAUUGUCUUCUAAAAAAAAUCCAUCCUGCCUUUGGAAAUUGUGACAUAAGAUUGCAGCAUUUUGUUUCAGCUCCACAUGCAAAUUCACUUUGCCAAGAAAGUGUGUCUAAAAUUAGGUUUCUGGACAGCCAAACACACAUAUAUACAGAGUACGAGAAAGAACAAUAGCUGAAAUCACAGUUCCGCAUUACAGUCUAUAAUAAUGUAAUCAAACACCACAUUGUACACACCAUCUAUUAUUAUUAUCUUUUGGCUGAUUUCUACACAGAUAGGAAUGGCUCUCCCUCCACCAGCCACCCUCCCAGCCAUGGAAAAUCCAAGGAAAGAGACUGGUCAAGAAGCACCACCAAAAAUACUGCAGUGUGUAGUUUUUAAGAAUUUAUAUUGUAUUAUUUACAUUCUGUUUAAAACACUGGAAGCUACAAAGUGGGGAAGCCCCAUAGAGAUUUUUGAUCCAUAGUUACCAGAUUUGAGGGAACACUUCACUUAUAAUACUUUUCACUAGAAACAUCUAUGUUCUCAUUGCAUUACUCCAAAGGUUGAUAUAUUGGGGGGGGGGGAAUUAAAAAUUAUGAUGAAGAAACUCCCUCACACACACUGGUCAUAAAAAGAAGAAAUGUAUUGCCUAUAUUUAGAAAAUAGUUGCAAGGCUUCUAUGUGGAGUCUCUGUUCUGCUCUGUCUUUAUGACUGAACUGUGAUUUAAUAAAACAAGGUGACCCACAUUAGCUUUGAGCUUGUGUAUUUCUCUUCAAAGGUUCUACUUUGAGUUUUGAUUAAUUACAUUUUUGUAUUAUGUCUAAAUACGAAUCUGCAAUUAACCUUAGUGAAAAAAAUGAAUUAGUUUCUCAAGCUAUGUUUGAGUGAUGGUUUGUUUCCAUUAACCACAAUUAACACUAAAGGCAGUUGUAGAAGUUCAAACAGCACAGCAAGCUGUGAGUGUUUCAAAUGGAUGUAGAUGAGGUCAACUUCCUUUUCAUAGUUGCACUGGAGAAGAGGAAGAGGAAAGGGUAUGCACCUCUUGGAUUUAUUAAACCAUGGAUGAAUUGCAGCAUUGAACAUAGGCAAGGGAGCCACUAUUUCUUCUUUUGGAACCCUGCAGAUAGGGAGCAAUGCUUGACUGAAAGGUGCAAUCCCUCAUCUUCACGAAACCAUUCAUCUUAAAAGGAAGGAACACAUGUGGGCACUUAGAGGCUUCCCUAUUAAUUCUUCAAUUAAUCAAUUAUCCUAUACCUCCUAUAGUAGGUUUACUGACCUACAGUAUUCAUUUUUCUCAUAUUCAGAGCAAGACGAAAAUGUCUAGUUUGGAUUGGUGAAUAGUAUUAAUAGCUGGACCUCCAACUCCAUAAGACCUUUGGAGAGUGGAAAUGCAUUACAUUUUUCUAGUAAAGACUUUGCUCAAAAACCAGAGUUGGGAGAUGAGAGGCUUUAUACUCAACUGUGUGGGGAAUUCCAUAAUCCAAACACAAUUCCUUCGGCAUUUUAUUAGGGUUGAUUUACUCACAAACCCAAUUUUUGACAGGCAGAAACUAUAGAAUCUGUUGGUUUAAAAUAGAGGAACUGCGCAGAUCCUCUAAUGGACAAUUGCUGGCAGGAUACAGCAGACUUGCUCUCAAGCACCCCAGUAAACAAAACUGCCUAUACAGAAAUUUAAUACAGAAUUAAAUCUUUAAAAAACAGAGAAGCCAUUUUUGCUUUUCCACUUGAUAACUAAUAAAACAUUCACAUUUCAGGUAUUUCAUUUUCAAUAUUAAAAUUCAUAGAAAUCUAGCAUUUUUUUAAAAAAGUGCUUUUUAAAAGAGUGGGAUAGAGAUAUAUUUGUCCUUCUGAUUAUUAGAUAAAACCAAUCUACUGUUAUAUUCUCUUGCCCAAGUAUAAUACUGAUAUCUAUGAGGCAGGUGAAGGGGACAUAAUUGGAUAAGAAUCUGUUAAGCUAUUUAUAAGAAUGGGGAAAUUUUCAAAUUUUCUGGUAUUCUUUGGUCCUUCAAAAUAAGACAGACAGAGUAAGUUGUGGCAUGGAUGUAAAUAGCCGGCUUCACACACAAUUUCUUUUUCAUAUUCCACCAGCAACUUGCUAAUGGAGUUGGGGAUAGGAAUAGGGUAAUCAACAAUAUUGUAUAGAGUUGUCAGUUCUUGGGAAAAAAAUUUUUUUUAAAAAAAAUCUAAAUUUAAGUGACACCAAGUGUAUUGGUGAUACAUUUUUCCCAAAGAAUUCUGCUGAAUUUAAUAAAAUUAUGGCAGUUCAGGGUAAAUCAGAUCAUCCCACAAAGUCAACAAUUCACUAUGGACAAUCACAUAGAAAGGCAGAGGAAGCAAUAAAACACAAUGUUUACAAAAGUAAGUGUUACAAAUCAGUCACCACCAGAGCAUCUGCAAAUGGCUGCAAUUCUGUAUAAACACUAUAGACCCGAUUCAAAGAUUUUAUUUCCUAUUAUUUUUAAAUUAGUUACCAAAAUAGUUUAGUACAUUUCCAGCAGAGUAUUAUUCCCCAUAAUUUAAAUGUAUGUGUAUCUGUAUGUAUUUUUUUUAAAAAAAUGUUCACAUAUUUUAAACAAACAAGCUUUCUUUAAGACUGAAGCAUGUGUCCUGACCACAGAGACCAGGGAUGCCUCAUGGCACAGACAUUCAAAGGCUAUAACCAAAAACAACACAGCUACAAGAGUCAGCCAGCAGUGUCUCUCCAUACAUAAAAAAGCCAAUUAAGUGUUUUUUUUUAAAAAAUGAAGAAAACAACAGAUACUAGUACAACAUACACAUUGAAAAAAGCAGUUUUAUCAAACAUAAAAGUUAA